Molecule: messenger RNA, 2217 nt
Organism: Manihot esculenta (cassava)
Lineage: Eukaryota; Viridiplantae; Streptophyta; Magnoliopsida; Malpighiales; Euphorbiaceae
Exons: 2
Coding region: 254-1378 (374 amino acids)
Biological process (GO): regulation of DNA-templated transcription; chloroplast organization
Cellular component (GO): chloroplast
Molecular function (GO): double-stranded DNA binding
Source: RefSeq, a predicted model, not a curated record
AAUCUGCCAAAACAUCACCAUACAUCAUAAAUCUUUACCUUCCCCAGACUGUUGUGUGGGCAAAGGGUGAAAGUCUCUGGUUUAGCACAAUAAGCCCCGCUGUUUCUCUGUGAGUGAACUGCAAAGAGGGCUUUUUUUUUUUCUGCAAUUUUCCCACUAGGGUUUCGUUUCCAGUUGCAAAGCUCGCAAUAGUCGGCCUCUCAUAUCCUGUAAUUUUAUAUUGCUAAAACCCCUGCCUUCUAUUUUCCAAUCAAUGCUUCGUUUCUUGUCCAAAUUACUCACAAAUCAUAACUCCAAAACGGGUUGCACUCGAUUUGUUCGAACGCUUUCAUCUUCAAGCUCAAAAGCUCACGAUUUAACACUCCAUUACCUCACCAACUCAUGUGGGAUGUCUCUACAAAGUGCUACUUCAGCUUGCAAGUUUGUUCGUAUUCAGAGCGAAGAUAAAGCGGAUUUGGUUCUUCAACUGCUAAGAGCUAAAGGGUUUACUCUAUCUCAAAUUGCUUCCUUAAUUUCAAACCGACCAUAUAUUAUUUCAUCCGAUCCAGAUAAAAUCCUUAAACCCAAGCUCGAAUACUUUGAGUCACUGGGUUUUGCAGCUCCCUCGCUUCCCAAUAUGCUAUGUGCUGAUGCAACGAUUCUAUCAACUAGUUUAAAGAAUCGGAUUUUGCCUAACAUUGAUUUUCUUAGGGGAUUUCUUGAGACCGAGGAUGAUGUUCUCUGGACCUUGAAGCGAUGGUUCAGUGUCGUUAGGUACGAUACUGAAUUGAUGAUGUCUACGAUAUGCACUUUGUGUGCUUGUGGUGUGCCAGUACCCACUAUUAGGAAGCUAGUACUAUUGCACCCUAAACUACUAAUUAUUGGAUUUUAUUCUUAUGAAGAAAAGAUUCAAGAACUCAAGGGAAUGGGGAUUGAGCCGACGAGCAAGGUAUUUCUGACUGCUUUCUUUUCUAUGUGCGUCAUGAGCAGAAGGAAGUGGGAAAGGAAAAAGAAAUUCUUAAUGAGCUUUGGUUGGUCUGAAAGAGAUUUUCUUAUGGCUUUUAGAGUACAGCCAUUAUUUGUGACUACAUCUGAGCAGAAGAUGAAGAAAGUAAUGGAGUUCUAUCUGACCAAAGCCGGUUUGCAGGUUUCAGAUCUUGUUAGAUCCCCACAUCUUCUUAGGAUUAGUUUGGAGGGAAAUGCGAUACCAAGAUGCUCUGUUUUGGAAGUGCUAAUGUCGAAGGGCUUGAUUAAGAAGAAAUUAAAUGUUGUUGCGGCAUUAAGGAUGUCUAGAAAACCAUUCGAAACCAAAUAUUUAACUUAUUUCAAGGAGGACUGCCCUGAGUUGAUCCAGGCAUACCAAGCCAAGACAUUUCAAGGAUUUGGUAUGAACAUAUGAUGGGUGAUUUUAUAAAGGAAGCUUUGGUCACAAGAGAUGCAGAAGAAACAGCUGCUAUGGUUUUGACAAUAUGCAGUUAUGCAUUGGUUGGACCCAUAAAAGCAUCUCAUGCUUGGAUCAGACUGAUUGACCAUGAUAACUUCUUAAGCUUGUUCUAAAAAGUUUCAUAUCAUGGAAGAAAAUUUUUGGAGCACAUUAAUUGCUGAUCCUUUGAUCAGAGGUAGAACUGCUUAAUAUGAUUUUGUAACUCUGCAAAGCGUAGACAACUUAUUUGUUUAUUUAUUUUUGGUUGAGCCAAGGAUAUUGUUUACAGAACUCUAGUAUCUACAUGCCAGAUUGAAGUUCUUUGAUCGCCCUCUGUCUAUGAAUUGUUUUGUUCAUUUGUUUUUUGGGAGUGGGAAACAGGAAAUGAGUUGCUAUUGUAUGAUAUGGUGCUGGGUUUUCUGUGAGCAGGGAAGACUGGGAGAAGAAACUUAGUUGCAGAGAACCAUGCAUUUGCAACCUUGUUAGUAAUACUAGUUUGCUGCUUGAAAAUUUUUUUCCCUGCCCUUUUUCUUAUUAUUGUUUGUUUUGUGAUCUGCUCCCGCCUCCUCUGUCAUAUAGCUGAUGGUUCUUUGCUUUUAGGAGAAUUUUAUGAAGUUCCACAAAGCUAAUGACAUGGUUGCAUAGUCCAUUGAGUGAUACUGUCCCUGAUAUCACCAGAACAAAAUGAUUGCUAAUAUGGUUUAUGCUUGGAAGAGUUUUAUCUGCAAAUUUUGGUUUGAUUUAUGUAAUUAUUUAUUUUGUAAACUAUAUCAUGAUUGAAUUCAUCUGUCUGGUAAACUGAUUUGGAAUCUUAA